AUGCCCACCAUGUCCUCUGGCUCCACCUCACUCCCCUGCAACCCCCUGUGCCCGCCAUUGCCGGAGAGGAAGCCCACACGCGUCAGGCAACGCGCGCCCAGAGUGGCCCAGGCCAUGCCGAUCACGGCGUGGACACGCCCCAGCGCGCGCCACGGCCACCUGCCGCCCCGACGACCUGCGCAGCCCCUGGCCCCCCCUCUCUGCACCUUGAGCAUCACCGUCGCCGCGCCAAUCCACCAGACACGCUCCCGUGCUCUCGCUCUGCUCGUCGCCGACGACCAGCUCGCCGGACCCCCCAACUUCCCUCCCUCCUCUGAGCCUCCUCGCCCUCUCUACACGCCACAUUGCUCACCACCGCCGCCCAAUUGCCACCUCACCGCCCGAGUGCCGCCGCAGAGCAAUCCGACGCUACCAUCCACCCCCGGAGCUCCGGCGACCACCGUUGAGUUCGCCAUCGUCGACACCGUCGCCCUGCAUCAGCGCCACCACUCGCCGACGUUCCAGCUCGCCGCCGACCCCCUACCUCCGCCGCGGCAGCAAGCCCCUCCCCUCGACGGAGAUGACACGCCUCGAUCGCACGAUCUGCUUCUGAUCCAACGCUCAUCAGCGCCCCGUACCGAUUCGUAUGCUGAUGACACUCUCCUCAUCUUGCCUGCUGAUGAGGUUCAGUUGUUGUUUCUGAAGGAUCUGUUGAUUGAUUUUGGAAAUGCCACAAGGUUAAGGGUCAACUAUGAUAAAUCAAAUUUAAUUCCAAUCAACAUUUCUGAAGAUAGGCUAUAG
Messenger RNA from Lolium perenne, 780 nucleotides. NCBI's taxonomy places the organism in Eukaryota, Viridiplantae, Streptophyta, Magnoliopsida, Poales, Poaceae. The record is from RefSeq and is a predicted model, not a curated record.